This is a messenger RNA of Trichoderma reesei QM6a, 1036 nucleotides long. RefSeq lists its product as uncharacterized. Gene Ontology annotation, biological process: proton motive force-driven ATP synthesis. The transcript has 4 exons. Bases 1 to 729 code for a protein of 242 amino acids. Lineage: Eukaryota; Fungi; Ascomycota; Sordariomycetes; Hypocreales; Hypocreaceae. The record is from RefSeq and is a predicted model, not a curated record. Gene Ontology annotation, molecular function: proton transmembrane transporter activity.
AUGGCGUCCCGCUUGGUGCGAAGCGCUGUCGGCGCUCCCCUCCUCCGAACCUCCCUCUCCCGCGCCGCCGUCCCGGCCAUCUCCGCCGCCGCCGUGCGAUACUCGAGCAACGUGCCCGCCGAGGACCCCAAGAAGAAGGCCCAGAGCAUCAUCGAUGCCCUGCCCGGCAGCAGCCUCGUCAGCAAGACGGCCUUCCUGAGCGCCACCGCUGGCCUCAGCGUCUACGCCCUCAGCAACGAGUACUACGUCAUGAACGAGGAGACGGUCGUCGCCGUCUGCCUGCUGGCCGUCUGGACGGGUCUGCUCAAGUACGGUGGCCCUGCCUACAAGGAGUGGGCCGAGUCCCAGAACGAGAAGAUCAAGAACAUCCUCAACAGCGCCCGCGCCGACCACACCGAGGCCGUCAAGACCCGCAUUGAGGACGUCAAGCAGAUGAGCGGCGUCGUCGACAUCACCAAGGCCCUCUUUGAGGUUUCCAAGGAGACUGCCCAGCUCGAGGCCAAGGCUUUCGAGCUCGAGCAGCAGACCGCCCUUGCCGCCGAGGCCAAGGCCGUCCUCGACUCCUGGGUCCGCUACGAGGGCCAGGUCAAGCAGCGUCAGCAGAAGGAGCUGGCCGCCGCCGUCAUCGCCAAGGUCCAGAAGGAGCUCGAGAACCCCAAGGUCCUGCAGCAGAUUCUGCAGCAGAGCGUGGCCGAUGUCGAGAAGAUUGUCUCCUCCGCCAAGGCCUAAAUAGAUGACGCGAGAAACAAAACAUAAAAACAAUGCUACUAGAGUCUAGAUUCAAGGUCGCCGCAAACUUUCUUUCCUCUUAUGUCUCUCGAAGCAGAAACCCUUCCCCUGUGCAUAUAAUAGCACCUGUGCAUUAGCCCAAUCAAAUCAAAGACGCUAGUCGAUAUCUUCGUUAUCCUGAAGGAUGCUUUGACUGAGGUGAUGAGUGCAUAAUGUCUCAGCUGCCAAGGCAAUGGGUGGAGAAUUGCGGUUGUAGUAUAACUUGUAUGUUCUAGAUGAUGCAGAAAAUGAAACAAGAUAUACCUAC